CCGAGGCCAACGGCCGUGACAGCACACCUUCUUAAAGGGACCUUUCAUCCCCUCUUCUACGCCCCCAAUCGCAUCUUUCCAAGAACGAAUCGUGCUUUGACAGAAGAUACAAUCCAUCGGACGACUCCCCGCUCACACUUUUCUUGCUUGACGAAGAAGAAAAGAAGGCAAGACCUUUAGUUUAGUCAAAGGAGAGCCGACUACUUACCUACGGACACUCCCACCAACCUAGCUAUACUUCGUUGCUCGCCCCCCCUCAUCUAUCAAACUUGUCAGUCCCGUCAUCAAACCUUGACACUUCAACCGUCUACCCGCACUUUCACUACACACACUACGCAACCGCCCACCUAAGCCAAAAAUGUCGUCGUCCGGAGCUCCCCCCGCCGCCCCCGCACCCGAAGACUGCCCCUUCGGCCCCGUAUCCCGGCACAUCACAACCCACGACGCCAACGGCCGUGCCGUCUUCUCCGACGCCUUCCCCGUGCAAGUCACCCCCGACCCGCUGACAAACAUGUACUUCCACACCUGCUACACAACGUCCGAGUCCCCCGUCAAAAUGGACGACGAAAAGGAUCUCGCAGCCUACGCGCCCAACCACCCGCGGAUGCCCUCCCUCCACCUCCCCUCGGGCUCCGUUUUGAGGGUCGUCGAUUUCGGUCCGCAGACGGGGCCGAUGAUGCACCGCACCGAGUCGUGCGACUACGGCAUCGUGCUCAAGGGCGAGGUGGAGUGUUACCUGGACGACGGGGCGAAGCGCAUCCUGAAGGAAGGGGAGAUUAUGAUUCAGAGGGGCACGAUGCACGGGUGGAAGAAUGCGACGGAUCAGUGGGCGCGGGUGAUUUUCUGUCUGCAGCCGGCGGAACCGGUGAGGGUUGCGGGGAAGGUGAUGGAGGAUGAUAUUCCGUUUAUCAAGGUUUCGCCCGAGAGGCAGGCGGAUUAUGAAAAGUUUAUGGCGGAGCAGGCUGCGAAGAAGCAGGCUGAGGGGAAGCUUUGAAGUGUUGUUGGAGGUUGGAGGGGAUCACAGCUUAGGGAUGAGAUGUUGAGAGG
Molecule: messenger RNA, 1047 nt
Organism: Colletotrichum godetiae
Lineage: Eukaryota; Fungi; Ascomycota; Sordariomycetes; Glomerellales; Glomerellaceae
Exons: 1
Coding region: 359-994 (211 amino acids)
Source: RefSeq, a predicted model, not a curated record